Molecule: messenger RNA, 2544 nt
Organism: Zootoca vivipara (common lizard)
Lineage: Eukaryota; Metazoa; Chordata; Lepidosauria; Squamata; Lacertidae
Gene: TP53
Product: tumor protein p53
Biological process (GO): regulation of transcription by RNA polymerase II; apoptotic process; protein tetramerization
Cellular component (GO): nucleus
Molecular function (GO): RNA polymerase II cis-regulatory region sequence-specific DNA binding; DNA-binding transcription factor activity, RNA polymerase II-specific
Source: RefSeq, a predicted model, not a curated record
CUGGGCAAAGGCCAGGCCGUGGUGGGCGCUCGCGGGUUAUGCGGAAUUGUUUAUUUUGUUUCUGGCGGGGAUGAGUCACCGGCCCAUGCGCCGCUUCCGUCCCAUCGAUAAGCCCCGUUGAAAAAGGAGCGGGGCGUAGAACGUUGCCAGCGCCAGGGUUCGGAGGGCAGAACGUUGGCGGCCGCGGCGUUCCAUCCCGUGGAACGUUGGCGGCCGCGGGGUUCCAUCCCGUGGAACGUUGGCGCGGCCAACCCCGGGAUUUCCCCGUGGGACGAGGAGGAGGCCUCGCUUUGCAACAUCUGUCUGCUUCUCCUGCUCCCGGCUUUUGAGAUGGAGCAAUUGUUUGAUGAAGCAUUGAACGCCGACCCGGCAUUCAACGAGAUAUGGCGUGACAUGCCGCCCAGCGAAUUUUUUGAGGAGGAACUUCAUAAUGAGCCCCUGGAGUCCUUUGACCUACCUUUCCCACAGGAGGACAGUGCCCCCCAGGCGGGCGAAUCGAGCAGCGAUGCCACAAUCCCCUCCACCACCUCCUCCGUUCCGUCCACGGAAGACUACCCUGGCAAGCACGGGUUCAAGCUGGAGUUUGAGCCGUCGUCGACCGCCAAAUCCGUCACCUGCACCUACUCACCGGAUCUCAACAAGCUCUUCUGCCAGAUGGGCAAGACAUGCCCUGUCCUCAUCAAGGUGGCCACGCCACCCCCUCCCUGGGCCGUCGUCCGCGCCACGGCCGUCUUCAAGAAGUCCGAGCACAUCGCUGAGGUGGUCAAGCGAUGCCCACACCAUGAGCGCACUGGCGAGGGCAGCCACGGAGGCGUUGCCCCCGCCGAGCACCUGAUCCGGGUGGAAGGGAACCAGCAGGCCCAGUAUUUCUCUGACCCGAACACCAAGCGCCACAGCGUCGUCGUUCCCUACGAGGCACCCCAGCUGGGGACGGAAAGCAGCAAGAUCCUCUACAACUUCAUGUGCAACAGCUCUUGCCAGGGGGGCAUGAACCGCCGCCCCAUCUUGAUAAUCAUCACCCUGGAGACCUGUAUGGGCCAGCUCCUUGGGCGCCGCUGCUUCGAGGCCCGGGUCUGCGCCUGCCCAGGCCGGGACCGCAAGACGGACGAAGAAAACUUCCAGAAAACCACUUCCUCCGGAAAGAACGCCAAGAGGAAUAAACCCGACGCCGGCAGCGGCGGGGACGCCGGCAGCAGCGGGAACACCAAGCGGAGUCGACCGGAAGCCAGUGGCAGGAACGCCAAACAGUGUAAGCCUGAAGCGGAGGAGUCCCAGGAAUGGUUGUCGGAGAGCCAAGGAGCGUCUUUCUCUCAGAGCAGCGAACCAGGAGGCUCCAAGAAGCGGAUCGUGGACGCUCCCAGCGGCGUCGGCAGCAGCUCGGAAGAAAGAGUUUACAUCAUCCAGACUCGUGACCGGAAGCUGUACCAUAUGCUGAAGAAAAUAAAAGAGGCCGUCGAGUUUCAAGAUUUCAUGAUGCAAAACAAGGAACAGGCAAAAGAGCUCCAGAAGAAGAUGGCUCUGUUUGUGAAGGACAACUGAAUAGGGGCGCUGCUUCUCCUACCCCCACCCCCCCUAUUCCACACACCCCCUCACUCCUCACCCUAUUUUUCAGCCAAAAAGUCCCUUACUUGGGUUGAGCCAUUCUCCUGCUACCUGAUUGGGCCAGGUCACAGCAGCGCUGAACCCCCCCUGGACCAAUCAGAGUUUCCCUGAUAGCUGCUGUGGGAGGGGCGCCUUUUUCCUAUCGCCCCUCCUGCCUCCAAAUGGUUUGGGGGGCAGUCUGUGUUCUCCAAACUGCACAAGGUAACUGCCAGUUUUUUCGCGCACUGCCUCAAUGAGAACUAGAGAACUGUUGCUCCGUUUUUUAAUUUUUAUAAAAAUUUGGUUUCUCGACAGUAUUCCUUUUUUUUAUUCCUAUUUUUGUUUUGCAAAAGAGCCGCUGCUUAGUUAGUAACACGGGGGGUGGAGGGCUGCAACUUGCCCCACCAGUAUUUCCCCCCAGGUGAGGGCUUGCUAAGGAGCGGGAACGGUGAAAUGGAGCUCUCGUUUCCGGCGGGGUGGGAAGUGGGGCUCCCACCCCCCAUUUCAGUUCAGUAUUAAGACUGCGGAGACCUGGCUAUACUCCACAUUUCUUGACAAAGCAGCCUUUCCCCAACCUGGUGCACCCUCUGGGUGCUCUGCACUACAAUUCCCAGCGCUCUGUGCUGGCCAUCGCUGUCGGGAGUUGAGCAUCAGAACAUCUGGAAAGGCAAACCAGGUUGGGGAGGAGGGUGUUUCCAAAUGAAAUCACCAGGGAAGGUAGGUAGGAAGAGAAAAACAAAACCCCAAACUACAACGUUCUGAUGCAUCGGCAAACUCUCUCCUACCGUCCUUCCUCCGUAAUGAAUUGUCCCGAAGUUUAGCAAAGCCCUCUCCUUUUUUUCCUCCGCCUCCCCCCCCCUCCGGUUAAUUGCUUUGUAGUUUAUUUUAUAUGCUUCGAUUUUCUUCGCAUGACUUUUUGUAGGAAUCUCUCUUUUUUUGUACUUUAAUAAAAGAUCAAAUUUG